Messenger RNA from Anguilla anguilla (European eel), 5967 nucleotides. It is a transcript of the gene loxl4, whose product is annotated as lysyl oxidase-like 4. Gene Ontology annotation, biological process: peptidyl-lysine oxidation. Gene Ontology annotation, molecular function: protein-lysine 6-oxidase activity; copper ion binding. Gene Ontology annotation, cellular component: membrane. The record is from RefSeq and is a predicted model, not a curated record. Lineage: Eukaryota; Metazoa; Chordata; Actinopteri; Anguilliformes; Anguillidae. Bases 135 to 2582 code for a protein of 815 amino acids. The transcript has 15 exons.
CAGAGAUUUCUUCUCAGCAGCACCCUCCUUCGCUCGUUCGUUCACUCCUUCUCUCCCUCUCUCUUUCCCAGCCCAAGGACACGAGGGGUUCUCAGCAGAACUGGCCGUCAGAAGUUCCACGGUGCUACGGAACGAUGCUGGGCUUUUUGCUGUGCGUCUGCCCCUUGCUUUUUCUCUCCGCGCACGGAAGCCCCGGAUCUUCGGGCCGCCGCUCUGCCCGCGCGCCAGCGGUCCGUGUGCGCCUGGCCGGUACCGGUCGAACUCAAAAUGAAGGGCGCGUUGAAGUCUUUUACAACAACACGUGGGGCACCGUCUGCGACGACGAGGUCGACAUUAAAUUGGCCAACGUCGUGUGUCGCGAGCUUGGUUUCCGAAACGGAAUCACCUGGGCACACAGCGCCAAGUACGGGGUAGGAGCGGGCCCGAUCUGGCUGGAUAACGUGCGCUGCUCGGGCACGGAGAGCUCGCUGACGGACUGCCGCUCCAACGGCUGGGGCGUGCACGACUGCCGGCACACGGAGGACCUGGGCGUGGUGUGCGGGGACGAGCAGCGCCUGGACGGCGGGCACCAGCACCAGAAGGUGAAGGCGCGGCCCGGGUACCACCGUGGGCACCCCAUCGCCCUGCGGCGGAACAGCAGCGCCACCCGCCAGUGGCGGGAGAACACCGCGCGGCUGGGCAACAGCGCCACCCUCAGGACGGGCAAUGACGUCUCGCACCUGGGCCCGCCCCUCAGGCAGCAGCUCUCCAACAGCCUGCACGGUCAGGCCGCCAGAAAGGUGAGGAUCGAGGAGGUGCGUCUGCGGCCCAUCCUGACCUCCACCAAGAAGCGCGCCCUGGUGACGGAGGGCGUGGUGGAGGUGAAGCACGCGGGCAGGUGGAGGCAGGUGUGCGACCUGGGCUGGAACCUCAACAGCAGCAGGGUGGUGUGCGGCAUGCUGGGAUUCCCGUCCGCCGCCCAGCACAACGCCAAGAUGUACAAAAAAAUAUGGGACUCAAAGAUCAAAGAUCCAGCCACCAGGUUGAGCAUCAUGGCCGGGAAGAAGGGAUUCUGGGUAGAGAAGGUGCACUGCCUGGGCACGGAGUUCAGCCUGGCGCAGUGCCACGCCCAGCUGUCCAUCCCGCGCAGCCCCGUCCCGUGCCGGAACGGGCGUCACGCCGUGGCCCGCUGCGUCCCCGGGCCCCAGUUCGCCCGAAUCUCCUCCGGCCGGCCCCAGGCCCCACACCCCGGGGUGCCGGUGGUGCGGUUGAAGGCAGGCCCGAGGCUGGGGGAGGGCCGUGUGGAGGUGCUGCGGGAGGGGAAGUGGGGGACCGUGUGCGACCACCUGUGGGACCUCACCUCCGCCAGCGUGGUGUGCAGGGAGCUGGGAUUCGGCACCGCCAGGGAGGCCCCGACCGGGGCCUACAUGGGACAAGGCACGGGCCCUAUCCACAUGAACUCGGUGCAGUGCCUGGGCACGGAGAGCUCCAUCAUGAACUGCUACUACCGUGAGGUCACCCCCAGGACCUGCAAACACGGCCAGGACGCCUCGGUCCGCUGCAAUGUGCCCAAAACAGGGCUGGAGAGCACGGUGCGUCUGGCCGGGGGGAGGCAGCCAGGCGAGGGCCGCGUGGAGGUGCUGAUGGACGUGGGGGGCCGGAAACGCUGGGGCGCGGUCUGCAGCGAAAACUGGGGCAUCAACGAGGCCAUGGUCGUCUGCCGGCAACUGGGCUUCGGCUUUGCAGCUCAAGCACACCAGGAGACCUGGUAUUGGCCCGGAGACCCAGGCGCCAGCGAGGUGCUCCUGAGCGGGACCCACUGCAUCGGGACGGAGCUGUCCAUCCAGCAGUGCCGCCGAAACGGCAACGUGUACUGCCCCCGGGGGGGCGCCGCCCGGUCCGCUGGGGUCACCUGUGCCGAGGCGGCUCCAGACCUGGUGAUGGACGCCCAGCUGGUGCAGGAGACGGCGUACCUGGAGGACCGCCCCCUGCACCUGCUUACCUGCGCCAACGAGGAGAACUGCCUGUCGUCGUCCGCCGCGCGCAUGCGCUGGCCGUACGGGCACCGCCGCCUCCUGCGCUUCUCCUCCCGCAUCCUCAACCUGGGCAAGGCCGACUUCCGCCCCAGGGCCGGCCGCGAGUCCUGGACCUGGCACCAGUGCCACAGGCACUACCACAGCAUCGAGGUGUUCACUCACUAUGACCUCCUGACCCUUAAUGGCACCAAGGUGGCUGAGGGACACAAGGCCAGCUUCUGCCUGGAGGACACCUACUGCCCAGAUGGAUUACUUAAACGCUACGCUUGCUACAACAUGGGGGAGCAGGGCAUCUCCGUGGGAUGCUGGGAUACCUACCGUCACGACAUCGACUGCCAGUGGGUCGACAUUACGGAUGUGAGACCAGGAGACUACAUCUUCCAGGUGGAGGUCAAUCCCUCGUUGGACAUGGCCGAGUCGGACUUCAUGAACAACGUCAUGCGCUGUCGCUGCAGAUACGACGGGGGCAGGGUCUACAUGUACGGCUGUCACGCAGGAGAUGCAUACAGUGCGGAGACUGAGGACCUGUUUGAGCACCAGCGCCAGAUCACCAACAACUUCAUCUAAGCGGACAGCAGGGGGCAGUGCUGGGACUCUCCAGGAUGGUUGCGGGUCGUGAGAGGUCUCUCCUCGGGCAGAGUGACUCCAUAAGAACACCACAGGAUGGCGACCCCCAGCAUCCCAGCAUGCAUUGCGCCACACCCCCAGCGGCUACACUCCCUAUGGGAACAGACUCACAUCCACCCAUGAGAGAACAUUGCGGGUGGAUCCCCCUGGCAACCAGAGGGACAGGCGUCAUCGUGGCGACAAGAUCACUUCACUUUCCAUGGCAACGGGUUUCAUUCCAAAUCACAAUCAAACUUGGGCUCCUAACGGGUUCACUAGAUGGUGUUUCCCCAAUUAAUAUUUACUUACCUACAGAUAUUUAAAGAGUGCCUGCUAUAGUUGAAUGACACCACAGGACAAAAAGCGACAAUUAUUAUAAAUUUAGCAAAAAGCAAAACUUUAUUUAUGAGGGCAGACUUAUGGAAAUAUAAUUUAAUUAAUGUGUGACGUAAACCCAUGUGUAGAUUAUGUAUUGAUAUCAUUAAAGUAUUACAGGCUGUUACAGACAGGGGGAGCCAUACUUGAAAAUGACUAGCUGGUCAUGGUCUUCUAUGGCAAGCACCCCUUGGAGACUGGUACAGGUACAUAUGGACAAAUGGCUGUGGUAGAGGGAGGUUGCUGGAUUUACUCCGGGCCUGGAUUUAUGAUUUUCAGUUAAUAUCAGGUAAAUCUAGAUAUUGGUGCAUUUUAGUUGAGGCGCUGUUAUGACAAAUUCAUACGCUCCCUUAAAGCCUAUUGUGUGUUGUUUUGUAUGAAAGUCUAAUAUUGUGGAAUUAGGUUUUACUAUUUGAAUUAGCUGUUUUUUGUGAUAUUGCACAUGAAUUGUCAUGUACAGUUCUAGGUAUUCACAAAACAUUCACUGGUAGGGCUGUAGUUGAUUUAAUCUCAAACCAAAAGGAUUUGGAAUUGGUGUCACAGAAAGUCAAAUUCAGUUGAUGCACUUUAUUUUUUAAACAACAGUAUUCCGACAGUUUGUUCAUAUUAUAAAUUUUUGCCCCAAAUCGUAUCCAGGUUUAUAGAUAAAACCAACCAAGUCAAAUAAGUAUUCAAAAGCUGGCGCUCUGUUCAUUUAAUGAAUCAUAUUUAAAGAUGUAUUUUUAUUACCAAACAUACUGUACACUGUAGCUUUUCUUUGCUCAGUUAUUGUGUGUAGAAAUGUCGCUUGGCAUUUUAUGUUUUAAGAUGCACAGCCUCAUUAUUGAAGAUAUAAAUGGAAUAUGAUGCAUCUCUAAUUAUUCUAUGCUAUGUAUGUGCUAUGAGUUAAUUUAUUUUAGGCCUGAAUGAAGAGUAUGCCUAUUUUAAGCAUAGUGUAUGAGAUUUCUUAUUUCUAAAUGAAAUUAAUAUACUGUAUAUGAAACACGUGAUUUAACAUCCACUCUUAAGCUGUUUGAAAAUGUGAUAUCAAUAUCAGUGCCUUCAGUGUGAUUAAAAGAAAGGAGUCCAAAUUAAAGCAACUGUCAAUUAGUUACCUCACCUCACCUGGUUUCUUGGGUUCAAACUGUCUGAUUUUAAAUGGAAAACAACCAGCCAAACCCCAAACUGGCUGAUUUUAAAGAGAAAACAACCAGCCAAACCCCAAACUGGCUGAUUUUAAAGGGAAAACAACCAGCCAAUCCCCAAGCUGUUUGAUUUUAAAGAGAAAGCAACCAUCCAAUACCCAAACUGGCUGUUCGUAAAGGGAAGGGUAUGGUGCAACUUAAAUAUUAAGUCAUGUCAGUUUAAGUCAUCAAAAUGUGAAAACAGGCAGGCCAGGAAAACCUCCAUUUCCCAGUGUGGAAAAGUAUGUAAAAACGUUGUGAUUAGGCUUCUACGGGCUGUGCAUUAGGAGACACAGACAGUGGCUUUUAUAGAGAGCGCCUGGAAUAUCACGUGUGCAUUUCUCUCUAUAAGACAGCUACUUGUCUGGCCCAAAAUACACAAAUUGUUAGUUAUUCGUUCUUUGUACAAUAAACAGUGCUGUUAUUGUAUAAUGUGGACCUUAAUAACCAUUGGACCAUACAUUAUUGCCCUUUAAUUAGACUGAUGAUUUGUUUACUGUAUGGUACUGUAAUCUCCUCUCCAAUCGCUGUGCUAGGCGCUCAGUAUGCCUUGUCCUCCUUCUGCGAGUGCUGAUCUCUUUGCCAAGGGCUUUGUGUUGCUGCAUUUUAUUACAUCGGGCCUCCUGUCCUGUCCUUUCUGAGGAAUCGGCUUUACUGUAACUGGCAGUGCCGCUGGAAAGUGAGCUUAGCUUUUGUGUGGCUCUUUUUAGUGAGGAACAAGGAAAGAAAGCGCGAGCAGCUUAAUUAACAACGCUUUGAGUCAGGCGUGUUAAGCUCUCCGGCCCACACCUGUUGGCAUCCCCUCCUGGGGGCCUGACCCGUAGACCAGUUCACCAUCUACAGCGAGUUCUGGAGCGCGGUGGUGUUCAGCAAACAGCGCAUGACAUCGUAAAUGAACACACCUUCCGCGAAUGAGGAAGCGCAACAGAACGCUAGAUGGAUGCUAGCGAUGUUAAAUCAUUUCCUAAACUUGACUAUCAAUUGCCAGCUUUUGUUUUUGUUUUUUUAAAUCGCAAGUGACCAUGGCAAUAUGAGUGAUAAUAAUGUACUUGUGCUAAAACGGUGCUCAUGUACAGCGGCUUGCAGUGUAUAGACAGGAGCUUGUAUGCCCGUAUGUCAUUGUGUACUACAUUAUGUUUUAUUUGUGGUCCUCAUCAACACAUUAUAUUUAUUUUGUUCUUGCCCUCAAUAACUACUUCAUGACAUCAUGUUACUGUAUGCACGUGCCAACCCUGUUGCCUUCUCUCUGACAGUCUGUCGUACGAUCUAAAGCUGUAAACACCAUCUUAUUCAUCUGUGUCUGAAACACGGACAGCUGGACAGCAGAGAGCAGCGGCUGCAGGUUUUUUUUUUUCGUUUUUUUUUUUUUUUUACCCGUGGGUGAAAUUCUACACACUCAGGGAUUUCAUAGAAAAGCUAGUUGUUCUUGCUCAUCGUCCUGUCAUUACAUCUUAUUCCGUCUUUCAGUGGUCAGCGUAAUGACCGAGUCCUCACAGGAAGUGGUUUCAUCGUAGUGAGCUCCCGCAACAAACACAGCCCAUCCACCGACGCCCACUGCCACAUCCCUGACCCGAUCGAAGCGUUGCUCGAUUCCACAUCACUCGAAAGUGGUGUUAUCAGUGUUUGUGGGGAGAAGCGUGUGAAGCGUUGCAUCUUCUGAAAGCGGGCCGCUUCGGUUCCUCUGUUCUUGUCAGUUGUUUGUGUGGCGACAGUGGCUGUUGGUGUACAGAGGGCGAUCAUUGAAGCGGUGUCCAUAGCUGACUGUAUUCUUUACUGUGAAUCAAUAAAAUCACCCCAAACAAACCCAA